CCGACCCAACACCACCACCAACCACCCGAUUCCACCCACCCACCACCUCCCUCCUCAUCUACCCAGCAACUCUCCUCCUCGGCUGCCUCUUCUCCAUCCUCUCUCCAACCGCCCAACCCGACACCUCAGCCUCCACCUCCAACGCCCCCGCCACCCCCUAGCCCCUCCAUCGCCUCCGACCUCAACCUCCCCCUCCCCCCACCCCACCCAGUCAACUACUUCGCCCGCAAAGACAACAUCUUCAAUCUCUAUUUCGUGAAAAUCGGCUGGUUCUGGACAACCUUGGCUGUGGUAUUGAUUCUGGUUUCGCAACCCGCGUACACGCAUGUUCGCGCCCGGAUUCAUCGCGCUAGAAGAACCGUUCAGGUCGGUCUGAGAUGGGGAUGUGCGACAAUCGUGUGGUAUGCAGUUACGCAGUGGUUCUUCGGGCCCCCGAUUAUGGAUCGUGGGUUUGUGUUGACCGGGGGUGGGUGUGAACGGGUGGUACCGGUUGUGGAGAAUGAGGGUGUUGAGGGAGUGGAUAUGAAAACGGUGGUUACGGCUGUGGCGUGUAAGUCGGUGGGUGGGGCGUGGAGAGGUGGGCAUGAUGUUAGUGGGCAUGUGUUUUUGUUGGUGGUUAUGGUUUCAAUGGUGGUUUUUGAGGUUGUGGGGGGGAGGUUGCAGGGGGGGUGGGGAUGGAGAUGGGGAGGGGAGGGGGAGGAUGGGGAGAUGGUGCUGGUGGGGGAUGGUGUGAGGGUUUGGUCGGUGCGGUUUGCCUGGACGGUUGCUGGGUUGGGGUGGUGGAUGUUGUUGAUGACGGCGAUUUGGUUUCAUACGUGGUUUGAGAAGGUCACUGGAUUGUUGAUUGCCCUGGGGACGGUCUACGUGAUUUAUAUCCUGCCCCGACGGGUCAUCGAGUGGAGGAAUGUGGUGGGAUUGCCGGGAGUAUAGAUAUACAUGGAUGGGUGGCUGCUAAUGAUAGAUUUAUAUGGAUAUGGGUUGGUGUAGAGGACACGAUGAAUGCUACGCUUCUUCUUUCUUUCUUCUUUCCGUCUAGUCGUAGAACGUCCGCUCUGGUAUGACAGGCUC
This is a messenger RNA of Aspergillus sclerotioniger CBS 115572, 1068 nucleotides long. RefSeq names its product putative inositol phospholipid biosynthesis protein Scs3. Lineage: Eukaryota; Fungi; Ascomycota; Eurotiomycetes; Eurotiales; Aspergillaceae. The record is from RefSeq and is a predicted model, not a curated record. Gene Ontology annotation, biological process: phospholipid biosynthetic process; lipid droplet organization; lipid storage. The annotation marks the transcript as partial. Gene Ontology annotation, cellular component: endoplasmic reticulum membrane. The transcript is spliced from 3 exons.